Molecule: messenger RNA, 3025 nt
Organism: Xiphophorus maculatus (southern platyfish)
Lineage: Eukaryota; Metazoa; Chordata; Actinopteri; Cyprinodontiformes; Poeciliidae
Gene: pdgfab
Product: platelet derived growth factor subunit A
Exons: 6
Coding region: 575-1201 (208 amino acids)
Biological process (GO): positive regulation of MAP kinase activity; platelet-derived growth factor receptor signaling pathway; positive regulation of cell migration
Cellular component (GO): membrane
Molecular function (GO): platelet-derived growth factor receptor binding; growth factor activity
Source: RefSeq, a predicted model, not a curated record
CAGAGGCGCUCUGACACCAUUCACUCCAGAGUCCUACACGUCCAAGGACCUGCGCGCAGACACGCUCUGAACAGCCCCUCACGGACUCCUUUCUCCAUUGGAGAUUAGGGCAUCUUUUGGAUUAUUUUUCAUUCAAGACUUUCAGAACAGAGAAAAAACAGUGCGCUUUCACUUGUCCUCAGAGACAAGCAGCUGUUUUUUAUGUGUGGUUUCUCAUUGCAUUCGGUCAAAGUGUGAAGUCUUUUUUUUUUUUUUUUUGCUAAGGUGAAAGACAAGUGCAAUGUGCGCUAGACUUGUUUAUUGGAUUUGCCUCACGCGUGCGUAAGGAAGGUAUAUGCUGUGCUGGAGCGCAGGGCUUUUUCAAGAGGACGCAGCUCAAUGUGAAUAAAAAGAAGACUGCUAAGCCCGAGAGUUUCAAGCAAGUACAAGCAGCGCGUCUGGCCGACCUGCUCUGACGACACCGUUUCCCUCCCUGAGGGGAUGGUUGUGGAUCCUCUGGAGCCAGGAGCGACUCAGGGGCUCCUACGCGGCAGCACAUUUUUCGUGUUUGAGGGAGACUUUACAGUAAAGGGAGAUGAGAGCCACAAUUUGCUGCUUCCUGCUGUGGACGACGUACCUGCUGGCCACUGCUGAGAAGGAAGUGGAGUUUCCACAGGAGCUGAUCGAUCGACUCUCCAACAGUGAAAUCCACAGCAUCAGCGACCUCCAGCGGUUACUGGAGAUUGACUCCAUAGGUACGGGAAACGAUGUUGUUGAGGAGCACAAGCACCACAAGCACCACAACCACCAUAAGAACUCGUCCCAUCAUCAUGGUUACUACAAUGAACUGAAAAGCUCCCAGUUGCACAGCCGACGCAAGAGGAGCAUUGUCGAAGAGGCCGUCCCGGCAGCAUGCAAGACGCGGACGGUGAUCUACGAGAUCCCCCGGAGCCAGGUGGAUCCCACAUCUGCCAACUUCCUGAUAUGGCCACCCUGUGUGGAGGUGAAGCGCUGCACAGGAUGCUGCAACACCAGUAACAUGCGCUGUCACCCUUCACGCAAGCACCACCGCACCGUUAAGGUAGCCAAAGUGGAGUACGUGAGGAGGAGACCCAAGCUGAAGGAGGUCUUUGUGAGGUUAGAGGACCACCUGGAGUGUGUGUGUACAUCACAACAUCAUGUGGUAGAACACUUAGAUGCAGAAACAGCAGAUGUGAGGUGAAACCUCCCAGACUAAGGGGCAGCAUCACGGGAUGGACCUAAACCAGAAGAGGACACCAUCUUCUUUGUCUCUCCACCCACCAUGCAAACAUUGUUUAAGGAAAAUAUACUUUCUCCAAAAAGUCUUGAGACUGAAAAAUAGACAACAGACUAAAAUACAGAAUGCCAAAGGUGCUUUCAAAACUAGUAAUGAUGAGGGCAACUGAACUGUGCUGCUGAUUACGAAGUAAAAAAGAAGAUGCCAUGAAGCUCAGACUUCAAGAGGAUGGAAGGAAUUUGGGAUGAACAAUUCAAAAGACACGCAAAAUGGAAAAUAGACUGUGGGAUCAGACUUUUUUUUUGUGAAUCCAGUGCUAUAACUCAAAGUGCCCUGUUUGUAUAGAAAAACUGUUGCAUUCAUAAAAAGAAAGCAAAAGGAAGAUGGGAAUAAAGACGCAAAGAAACAGUUUGGGAGUGUUCAUUUUGCAGGACUAUAAGAGGCAGCAAACAUUGAAACUGGUGGACAAUUUGUUCUAAUUAAGGAAGAAACAGCCACAGAGACUUCCGGUUUUGAAAUUGCCUUACCUACUAUGUACAUAUAAAUCUUAAAAAAAAAAAAACAGAGGAUGCGCCGCUGCUUACAAACUAUUUAUGCGUGUGGACAUUUGCUUUUGUCACUUUCAAUCUUCAAGAAAGGACAAAAAAAAUAUGUUUUAUUAAUUUUCGCAGACAUACUGAUAUGUUUGGUCCAGUCCUUUGCUUUCACCAGUAUCACAAUCUCAGUGUCAUUUUUGUUUUUUAGCAGUUUUUUUUCCAUCGUCAACCAUGUUUCGUAUUAUAUUGCAGUAUAUCUGAUUGAUGUCAAGUCUUGCAUAAGGUUCAGAUGUAUGUGUGCAAGGAGGAGUCAGUAAAGGAAGAUGUUUUAUUUUUGUUAUGAAAUAUAUUAUGCAUACUUAUAUCCAAGCAGGAAUUAUGUUUUCUUUAUUUUCUUUUGAAAAUGCAAAUAAUUUUAGCAGAUGGUCAAAUUGGUAAGGUUGAAAUCUGUUUGCAUCACUGUUGUGCAAAGGGUAUAAAAAAGGAGAAUCAAUAGCUAGUGGUGGUUUACAUUUCCUUAUGCUGCAGUCAUGCUCCUUUUUUGAGACAAACAAACAAGCAGAUAUCACAAUAUGUCGAUGACAAUCUCAUAACUAUACCAGAAAAAGCACCACAGUGUGCAGAUCUAAGUAAACAUGUAGUUGGAGCUGGGUCUGAAAAUGCUACAGGUUAGUGAGCUGAAUCCAAAUUACAGACAUUUUUGUCUGACAUCCAUGUCAGAAGUGAAAGAAAAUUUUAUGUGCACUUGUGUUGAAUUAAAGAUACAUUCCUUGUUUUGUGUAAGGAUGCCUGUAGAUCAAAAAUCUGUUAAUGGAUGCUAAAAACUUGUAAAUGCAGCAGAGACUCAGUAUCCAGCAGAAAUAUAACCAGAGCUACCGUAGGAUGGAAUGGUUUUGAUCAAAACACAUUUAUGUGCUGAAAUGGCCCAAACAAAGUAAAGAAUCCAGUUAAGAAUCCUUGACUAAACUAGAAUACUGACUUUCUUGUUAGUUUCCAGUGAUCUGUACUUCUAAAUGUGUAAAAAAAAACAAUAACAUAAAAUUAUACCAUAAAAUUGGUCUUAUUAUGGUAUGCAAAAUGUAUCUAAAUUAACAGGAAAAUUUGGUUAGAGGUAUUUUAUGUCCAUAUCAUGAAGCACAACUAUAUAAGUCACUGAAGUCCUUUUUCUUUUCUUUUUUUUACACAUAUUUUUAGUGAUUGUUUUUUGCAAACUGAAAAUCCCUGUCUACAAAUAAAUUAAAGGUUAAAUUAA